Molecule: messenger RNA, 4250 nt
Organism: Megalops cyprinoides (Indo-Pacific tarpon)
Lineage: Eukaryota; Metazoa; Chordata; Actinopteri; Elopiformes; Megalopidae
Gene: kremen1
Product: kringle containing transmembrane protein 1
Exons: 9
Coding region: 169-1608 (479 amino acids)
Biological process (GO): multicellular organism development
Cellular component (GO): plasma membrane
Source: RefSeq, a predicted model, not a curated record
UCUGUCUUGAAGUUCAGACGCUCUUAGGGUUGUCUGUAACCGGGACCACCAGAUAGCGACUUGACGUUUCAGUUCGGUUAGCAGUGUCCAAAACAAGUCACCUGUGAGCAAUCUCUCUGGCUGCUCAGAAGAAGACCGUCCUACAGCCCUUCUUUCUUAAGUUGUGCGAUGGAUUCUUUGACAAUCGCUACGCUGCUUGUAGCUGGGGUUCUCUCCGCAGUAAGCUCAACACAGUACGAGACGGAGUGUUACACGGCCAAUGGAAAGGACUACAGAGGCCGGCAGAACCAGACCCGCCUUCAAGGAGGAAAGCCGUGCCUUUUCUGGAAUGAAACCUUCCAGCACCCUUACAAUACUCUUAAGUACCCCAAUGGAGAGGGAGGGCUGGGCAGGCACAACUACUGCAGGAACCCUGAUGGUGAUGUCCGACCUUGGUGCUACAUCACAGAUCAUGAUGAUGGGAUCUACUGGAAGUACUGUGACAUUCCCACUUGUCAGAUGCCUGGAAACCUCGGCUGCUUCAAAGACAGCGGUGAUCCCCCAACACUGACCGGAAGCAGCGAGACUAACAAUAAACUCACCAUCCCAGGCUGCAUAAAUUUCUGCCGGAAACAGAGAUACAAGCUUGCAGGGAUGGAGUCCGGAUACGCCUGCUUCUGCGGCAACGACCUGGACUACCGUCGCCACGGGGAGGCGGCCAGUACCGAGUGCAACCAUGUGUGCUUUGGGGACCACACCCAGCCCUGUGGUGGUGAUGGCCGUGUCAUCAUCUUUGACACACGGGUGGGGGCCUGCGGAGGGAACUACACCGCCCCGUCUGAGGUUGUGUAUUCCCCGGAUUUCCCAGACAACUAUGGGGCGGGGCGUGUCUGCUAUUGGACCAUCCAGGUGCCGGGAGCCUCGGUCAUGCUUUUCAACUUCACCUUCUUCGAAAUCGUGGACCAGACAGACAUGGUGGAGUUGCUGGAUGGCUACACCAACCAGGUGGUGGCCCGCUUCGAUGGCCGGAACCCACCCCGGGACAUGGUCAACGUCACCCUCGACUUUGUCAUCCUCUACUUUUACUCUGACAGGACCAAUCAGGCCCAGGGCUUCGCUGUCCGGUACAAAGCUCUGAAGGGCCCAGGGCCGCGGCUGGUGGAGGAGGCAGCAGCAGCGGAGGAUGAGGACGAGGAAGAGGAUGAGGAGGAGGAGGGCGCUAGCACGGUGGAGCCGCAGUACGAGGGUGUCACGGAGAAGUCCAACGGCAGCCUGGACGGCCGCUCCUCCCAGAUCCUCUAUGUCAUCACCUCCAGCCCCGGCAAGCCGGACCACAACAUGCCAGGUCAGUGGCCUGGCCACAGCGGGACCUGCGGCCCCAGCGCUAUUUGGACCAUUUACGCGCUUGCUGCUCUGCUGACACUCACCGUCAUCGCCAUGGUUGCCAAAUUACUUCUGCAUAUCACAGUGAAAUCCCCAACCAUACCCUCCAUCAGUGGCUCUGAGGCCUGUAGUCAGAGCCCAGCUUCAGAGCCCUGGAUCAUCUUCUACCGGCCGUCCACCAUAUCUUUCUUCAAGAAGAAGCUAAAGAACCACCACGGUGACCUCAGCCCCCUGGUGGGAAACUAGGCAGCGCAGUGGUUUCCUCUGCAGGAAGCAAGAUAAAGAUCACGCUGGCCCACCACUUUAGACUUUUUGGGGGGGGGGGAGCUAAAAGCGAGUUUUAAAAAAUGACUGAACAACUAACCGGCAUUGAGCAAGUUUGCCUGGGGCCUGACCAAGACACCGACCAAUGUGUUGCGUGGGAGGGGCAGAGUUGUGAGAAGGACAACGCAGGGAAGACAUUUUCAGGGCCAAUGUUUCCAUUUCCCGCAUUUUGUUCGACCCCAUCGGCACCACGGUGCCUUAGACUGCGGCUGGAACCAGACUCACGAAAGGCACGCUGCCGGACAGAGGUUCUACUGGAGCUUUCAAGGGAGCGGGCUUUCCUUUGUUUAUAAAGAAAAAAAAAAAAAAAAAAAACAAAGAAAAAAAACUCUUUGUAAUAUGGAUGCAUACAAGAUAAGAGACACAACUCACAAAGUAGGAUGUGUGAAACAAAGAAAGAUGCCUUUGGCAGACACGUCAUAGAUGUGUUGUGGAGAGGCUUUGUGUGCUGGCCAGGGGAAAGAGGAGGUCAUCCCCAUCAAACCUUGCACAAAACAGUUUUACACACCUCUCCAAAGGCUGGGCUGGACAAUCAUCUGACAAUGACAGGCACGUGUCACCCUGUUAAGAAUGACAAGAAGGGGACCUUUUUGAAUAGUUUUCCUUGUGUAGGUCAGCUCUUGUUUUCUGUGCAGGCUGCCUUUCUCCUGAGGUGAAACACCUGUUCAGAUGAAUAUAAACAAAUAAAAGAAUGCGAUUCUGAUCUCGCCGGAGCUCAGAAGGAAUAACCAAAUUUGAAAAGAGUAGCACGGGUGAAAGAUUGCAUCUUUAUCGGAGGAUCGGAGGCAGCCAGUGCCAGAGGGAGGGUGAUGCACUUAAACAAUUGCCAUUCAACCUCCACCCCACCUCCAGCAAGAUUUCUUCAAAAUGUCUGUUUUCUUGUCUGCUAGGGGCUCCGAUCUUUCUGGUUAGACUGUGUUCAAGUGCCUUAAGGAUCACUAAAAAAGACAACUGGUCUUUCUGUUUGUUUUAAUAGGAAAAAUGUCCUUUUGUCUGCUAAUUUAUUUCAUUUUGAUUCCUAUCUGUGUGACACUGCUUAACAUUAGCAGAAAACAUAUCAACAUAACUGUGACCAGUCACCAGUAAAUUUUUCCUGUAUGUUACUGGUCUUACCCCAGACAACACUAGUCAUAGAACUUACUAGUUAAUUUUUUUGUGUGCAUAUCCUUGCUAUGUUAGUACAGGCAAAAUCUAUACUUUAUACUGUAGGAGUGAUAAGAAAACUCUGUCUCUGCAUUUCAUGAACUGGCAAAACAGUCAUGAAUGAACAUGCACAAGACCCAAAUGUAUUGCAUAAAGCAUUAAAUGCUGAGACACAGCCAUAAGGGCGUCAGAGGCCCCUGAUUUAUCGCACGUUCACAAGUUCAAAGUUGUGUGUUCUCGAGCUGCUCCUUCACUGCGGCUUUAGGGUGUCAGAGCACUUUCUCAUCACCAGCAACCUGAUUUUCCUGAUUUUGAAGCUUGCCAGAGCCAAGCUCACUUAGCGUCACGCAAAUGCCAACAUUAGGCUCCGAGCUUUGUGACAGACAGCAUAAGAAUUGACUGACUUGUCAAGGCUGGGCCAUUCGAUUAAUUAAGAGGUUCAUAUCAGUAAGAGCUUACCUGCUUGAUACAAGGCAAUGGAGCUCUAAGGUGUCAAUUUUGCUGCGUUUAUGAGAAAAACCGGUGGGUUCACGUCUUAGAAUGCAUUUGUGAAUAGUGCUGCUUCUCAAACCACCCAUUUUCUGAUAUGGCAGUGGCGUAAAUUAGAACAGCUUGGAGCCUAAGGGCAUGGGGGGAGCAUACUAGGGAGUCAUAUGACUGGUGAUGAUGCAAAAUGAAAUGAUCAGGCCAAAUAUAACAAAGAAAUUUGUAAGCAAUCAUAUUGGUGAGUAUACUUCGUAGGUAUGUAUUUGUUUUCAAAUUGUUAGGCAGCUUAAAAAAGAUCAAAGAAAACACAUGUACUUAAAUAGCAUUACAUGUCUAUUAGCAGUACUUAUCCAGUUUGCAUGUGUCUUGUGGAAUGAAAUCAUAAAUACCCCCUAGAAAGCAAAGCAAUAUUACAUGCAAAGUUGAGGCAAGAAGAAUAAGCAUGAAGCAUACAGCCCAAGAUAGCAUAUAUGCACUUGCAACAAAAACAUCCAUUUUUAUGCAAAGAGAAGCAUUUGAAAUAAUCCACUGCCUUAUAUGCAGAUUAAUUUGACAGGCAUCAAGAUCUAUUUGUAUGAUGUAAUGUAUUACUUUGGCAGUCUGAUCAUUUGUAAUACAGUGUAUAUGUUGGUUAAUUAUUGCAAAUCAACAAUAAAAUGAGUGCUUUAAGUUUGACAUUUACUGUAAACCAUGCAUACUUAGCAGUCUUUUUCAGGUGAGGAUGAAAAAAAGAGCAGUAGCAAUGCAGGCAGUUUAAAUCUAACCAGGCCAUCUGUUUGGAUAGUGUAGUGACUAGUGUGAACUCCCAUAUUCAAUCCCUUGCUUAACCCUAACUAAAUGCCAUGGUACUCCAAUUAAUUGAAAUUUGGCGUUUCCUGCGCAAAUGGACCUCAUCAGAUAUUCAGGCUGUGCAAACACCAAGAUAAGAAACUAUA